This is a messenger RNA of Cloeon dipterum, 3255 nucleotides long. RefSeq names its product ubiquitin-conjugating enzyme E2 Q2. Gene Ontology annotation, cellular component: nucleus. Gene Ontology annotation, molecular function: ubiquitin conjugating enzyme activity. NCBI's taxonomy places the organism in Eukaryota, Metazoa, Arthropoda, Insecta, Ephemeroptera, Baetidae. Gene Ontology annotation, biological process: protein polyubiquitination. The transcript is spliced from 7 exons. The record is from RefSeq and is a predicted model, not a curated record. The coding region runs from base 139 to 1272 and encodes 377 amino acids.
GUCGGUCGGUCGAGCGCCGUCGACACUCUCGAUAGCAGCCAUUUUCUGUGAAAGUUGAGUGGAUUGUCUGUGAAUUUUCGUGAAAAGCACCUCGAGUUGACGGGAUUCGGGCGCUUCGGAUGAAUUUUACACUGACAGAUGGCUUGCCUUAACAACCUGAAGCAAGAAAUCAAAACUCUGGAGGCCAUCUUUCCCAAAAACCAUGAACGAUUGCAGAUCUACUCGGCUAGUGUCGACGAGUUGAGUUGCAGGUUCGUCGGCAAGAAUGGCAAAAAAUACGACAUCCACGCCAAUAUCACCGAAACAUACCCGUCCACACCUCCUGUCUGGUUUGCCGAGUCGGAGGAGACAAGCAUAACAAAUGCGGUACAGAUCCUCACUAACACCUCAGGAAGAGACAAUCAUGUAUUGCAUCAAGUACAGAUCCUGCUACGGGAGUUGUGCCGUCUGCACUCGGUGCCACUGCCACGGGAGAUGGACCAGCUGUCAUUAGACUUCGUUUCAGGAUUCAAUGCCGGCAACCCAGUGCCGCCGAAGCCGGACGAGGAGAUGGAGGAGGAUGAAGACGACGACGACGAUGAUGGCGAGGAGGACCUGCAUUUAGACAUGGACGAGGUAGAAGUUCCCUCAAAGAGCAAGAGCGAUGAGAUGGAGCAGGAGCAUCUGGCCACUCUAGAGCGGCUUCGACAGAACCAGCGCCAAGACUACCUCAAGGGCUCCGUGUCUGGAUCCGUCCAAGCCACCGACCGCCUAAUGAAAGAGCUGCGGGACAUAUACCGAUCAGACAGCUUCAAAAAACGCAUAUACAACGUCGACCUGGUGAAUGACAGCCUUUACGAGUGGAACGUUCGGCUCAUGAGUGUUGACCCAGACUCUCCGCUGCACAACGACCUCGUCCUGCUCAAAGAAAAAGAAGGGAAGGACAGCAUCCAGCUCAAUAUAAUCUUCAAGGAGACGUAUCCUUUUGAGCCACCGUUUGUCCGAGUUGUCCACCCCAUGAUCUCAGGCGGCUAUGUGUUGGUGGGAGGUGCCAUCUGCAUGGAGCUGCUAACCAAACAAGGCUGGAGUUCUGCAUACACGGUUGAAGCGGUAAUAAUGCAAAUCGCGGCAACAUUAGUAAAGGGAAAAGCGCGAAUCCAGUUUGGAGCAGCUAAGGUCUGCAACCAAAUCCAGGGUCAGUAUAGCUUGGCCAGAGCCCAGCAGUCUUUCAAAUCCUUGGUACAGAUUCACGAAAAGAAUGGAUGGUUUACACCGCCUAAGGAGGACGGCUAACAAGUGUGCCGAUUGUUGCCCAAAACUCACUAUGGACCUCUGUUACAUACCCGCACUUCAGAGUUGUUUUUUCAACAGCCGACGCGAAACACGUGCGACUAGUUUUCCAGUUUAAGAAGCCGUGACAAGUUUGAUCCGAUAAAGAAGCACAAGAACUAAAAGGUGGCUACGAUCCAACUGCAUUUUUCAGUUCUCUGUUGAAUUUCGAAAAGUUAUUUCGCGGUGCAAAGUGAAUGAUUGUGUUUAACUGAUGUUAAAUAAAUGCUUCCUUUUUGCAAUGUAAGUUUUUGUACGACAAUAUCAUCAGAUUUCAGCUACAAAGUCGCGUAGGUGGUAUAUUUGUUUGCGUUUGUGUGCUCGGGAAUGUGCAACAUUUGUUCAAGACGAACUGACGAAUUUGAGCAAGCUACAGACCAUGAACGCUGCCAACGUGCUGUACAUAAGAGUUUCUGCAGCCAUGUGUGAUAUUUUUAACAGACUAACUUCUACAAAAACACUGAUGAUAAAAGUGAAAACACAAGUAGCGCGUCAGCACUGAAAAUAGGCGGAUGCGCUGAAGAUAAAUAUGUAAAAAACGUGUGUAGCCAUUGUAUCUGACACUCAAAGGUAUAAACAGUGAAAAAUGAUGGAAAACGUACUAAGCACUCAGAUCACCCACCAUUUGCAUGACGAUAGCUGAGAAAUCAGAGCACAUUCCAUAACUCUGAUGCUUAUUGGACUGAGAGCAACUAGGAGAAUCAAAAUUUUGCAUCGUUAUAUCUCGGGCUUUGCACAUGAUUUGCUUUUAACUCUCAAUAGUGCGGUUGGGCUAAAUAUCUACAAGAAGCCAGAAUGAUUCCCAAUAAAUAACCAACGUAAAGUUCACUGUAGAUGUUUGGAUUAGUUCUGUAGAAAUUAUUCCCUUGAGAAGACAAGCUUUGGCGUGCUUUUUGGAAAUUCAAAUUAUUUUCAAGCUUGUGUUUGCUGCGCCACACUGACCAACGAAUUUAUUUAAAACUGUUAUUUUUCUAUUGCAGAAAAACAUUUCUGGCCUCUUGAAGUUUAAAGCAAGUCGAAGCUGCAUUUCGCAAAAAGCAAAAUUUUGAUCUUGUGUGCACUCACGUCCUUUCAAAGAAUAUAUGAAAAUUAGGAGUACAUCUCUACAAAUUUAAUAUCUCUUUCUCUAUUGAUCCAACUACCUAAUGUCGUGUUUACCUCUGUUUGUGAUGCAAUGAGUAAUUUAUUGAGGUGGAGUAUCAAUAUUUCGACAUGUCUGACUCGAUAGUGAAAUUGGAUUUCUUAUUCUUGUUUGUAAAUUUGAUUAAUGUAUUCCACUUUCUGUUUAAUUUCUAAGCUUCAAAACGAGUGUACAUUUCUAGGACACAAUUCUGUUGAUUGCUAGCAAUAAGUUCUGUGAAUUCUGCUUUAAUAAGACAUGUGAAUGUGUAAUGAGUGGAGUGUCUUCUUAAUUGACUUGACAACUGUUGUUGGUUGUAAUAUAAAUACUAAUUCUUCUUUUCAAAACAAAUAUAGCACAUUGGGUGUAUUGUAAUCAGACGACAAAUCAUCCAUUUUAAAGGCCAAAUAGCUACAUACAAAUUUGUUCGAUCGCAAGUCUUCUUUAGAGAUCAGUUUUAGUUCCUAAUUUAUCAAAUAUCGGAGCAAAAUCUGUUCAGUCACCUAGACCCAAUUGAAAAAACCAAUAUUAAUAGUUCCCUUGCAUUGUUCAUAAAUGAUAAUUAAUGGUCACGUGUAUGUGCUGAAAAGAGGACUUUGUCUCGGUUUCUUGUCGCCUACAAGAGUAUUUUAAUUGUCUUUUGAAGUGCUUUGUUGAAUUGAUCAGAAUGAAAACUGAGGCAGGCAAUGAGUUUUGUCAAGUUUGCGGAGAAUUGCAUCUUGUUUUACUGUAACUGUUAGCAUCUAAGUGGAAGAUAUACCCCCUAGAGUAACAAUACAAAUUGUAUUUCAUUACUGUAAAAUAAACAUAAAGUGCUUAUAAUACAA